AUGGCAGACAGAUUUCCCGCCCUUGACGAUAUCACCGGGGAUGAACCGGUCCCAUCGCCAGGCCCAGGCAACAACGCCGGCGAGGACGACAGUGAUUUCCUUGCUCGUGAGCGUGCGGCAUUAGGAGAUGAUGCCGAUCAGUUUAUUUCAGCUGGCGAUAAUAACAGGCCUUCCGUCACAGUUGAAGAUGAUGACGACCUGCUUGGAGGAGGAGGAGAUGAUAUGAUGACCCAUGAUAACAACUCCGGAUUCGAGUCGAGCUACCCAGCUAUUGAAUCGCAAAACGAGAAUAUGGCUCCAGGCGGCACAAUCACCGGGGUGGACACACCAUUCCAAUCAUCAUAUUCCCCCAAUAACCAGGAGCCCGAGGAGGAAUCCGAGGCUGUCCGUGAAUGGCGACAAAAGCGAGACGCCGAACUAUCCCGUCGAGCAGAAGCCUCGUCUGAGAAGAAGGCGGCGACCGUCUCCAAAGCUCAGCAAGAUAUAGAUGACUAUUACGAAUCCUACAACAAACGUACCGACAAGGCCCGGGAGCGCACCCGCACCGAAGCUGAAGAGUUCCUCGCAAACCGAGAAGACACAGCUGCUGGAGGUACAAGCUGGGAACGUAUUGCCAAACUUGUCGAUGUUAGCGGAAAGGGAGUCAAGGGCGGAGCGAGCGGGUCUGGCAAAGAACGGUUCAGAGAAAUGCUGCUGGAACUUAAGAAGGACGAGAAAGCUCCUGGCGCAUCUGGAGUUUAG
Messenger RNA from Arthroderma uncinatum, 741 nucleotides. RefSeq names its product clathrin light chain. Gene Ontology annotation, cellular component: clathrin coat of trans-Golgi network vesicle; clathrin coat of coated pit; plasma membrane. The record is from RefSeq and is a predicted model, not a curated record. The transcript has 4 exons. Lineage: Eukaryota; Fungi; Ascomycota; Eurotiomycetes; Onygenales; Arthrodermataceae. Gene Ontology annotation, biological process: clathrin-dependent endocytosis; clathrin coat assembly; intracellular protein transport. Gene Ontology annotation, molecular function: clathrin heavy chain binding; structural molecule activity. The coding region runs from base 1 to 741 and encodes 246 amino acids.